AUGGCCACUGUGAAGGAGAGAGCGGCAGCUUUGAAUCUCUGCCCUAUCUAUAGUCCAGCCAACAAGCCUCCAGGUUUCAGUUUGGCACAAAGGCCAUUUGGCGCCACGUAUGUCUGGAGCAGCAUUAUCAAUGCACUUCAUACCCAAGUUGAAGUGAAAAAGCGGCGUCAAAACCUGAAAUGUUAUGAUGACUGCUUCAUUGGCUCCAAUGCUGUGGAUGUUGUUUAUGCCCACCUUCUCCAGAAGAAAUACUUUGGUGUGGUGGAUAUUUCCCGGACUAAAGUUGUGAGGCUCUGCCAGGCAUUGAUGGACUACAAGGUUUUUGAAGCAGUUUCUACCAGAGUUUUUGGGAAAGAUAAACAGUCUGUGUUUGAAGAUAGUAGCUGCAGCCUCUAUCGGUUUUCAGAUGCUUCAAGCCAAGCAAAUAUCCCCUCUGAGAGUGUGUGUGGCCAUUUUAUACAUCAAAGACAGGAGAAAAAAGCAUUACUUACUAGCACACCAGUGAAAUCUGAAAGCUUGGAGAAUCUCUUGGAAAACUUGAGUCUAAGGCCUGUCAGUUCCCCUCAAGUAAACAACUUUUCAAGUCUGUCUCGCCAAGUUAUUAAUGAAGUCUGGAGAGAGCAAACAAUUGCCCGCCUGCUGCAGCUUAUCGAUCUUCCACUUCUGGACUCUUUGCUUGAGUAUGGAGAUACGGCUGAAAGAUUUCCUCAAGCCCAGCAGGAGAAUAAACAUAGAGUCACAAGCAAUUACCUGGACAGAGAGAUUCUGAAAGCUUUUGGUGACUCUCAAACAGAUGAAUGGCUGUCAGCGGCAAUCGACUGUUUGGAUUAUCUGCCCGAUCAGAUGGUGGUUGAUGUUAGCCGAAGUUUGCCUGAUAGGCCUGACAUGGUACAUGUGGGGAAACUGCUCCUCUUUGAUACCAUUGGUAGAUACUACAGUCAAAAGAAGGAACCACUCUUAAGUCAUGCCCCUGAUAUCCAUCUGGGAAUUGCAGAACAGCUAGUGAAUGGAAAGACUGACCAGGCCCUGGAAGCAGUUCAGCUCUACUUGAAGUUGUUGGACAGCUCAACGAGAGAAGAGUUCAGGAGGCUGCUGUAUUUCAUGGCUGUUGUAACUCAGAAUUCUGAGCUAAAGCUGCAAAAAGAGACUGACAACCGGAUGGUUGUGAAAAGACUUUUCUCUAAAGCCAUAGUGAACAAUAAAAUGCUGUCUAAAGGAAAAACGGACCUUCUGGUUUUGUUUUUGGUUGACUAUCAAAAAGAUGUCUUAAAGAUCCCAGGGACACUGCAUAAGAUGGUUAGUGACAAGCUUGUGGGUCUACAGCAAGGGAAAGAUUCCAGCUCGUGUUCAGGAUAUACCUUCUGCCAGAGGCUUGAUGAAAGUGAGUAUCGCUACUGUGCCCAGAAGACUACAAAUGAUGAACUCUUAACUUUACUAAAAUCUAUCGAUGAAGACAUGAGUCUCUCUGCUAAGAAGAGGAAAAAAAUGCUAAAUCAGUUCCAUGUUACUAAUCCAGCAAUAUUUUUGCAGUAUUUUGGUGACAGAGCUACAGAUGGGGCUAUGUAA
Molecule: messenger RNA, 1566 nt
Organism: Gekko japonicus
Lineage: Eukaryota; Metazoa; Chordata; Lepidosauria; Squamata; Gekkonidae
Gene: DEPDC7
Product: DEP domain containing 7
Exons: 9
Coding region: 1-1566 (521 amino acids)
Biological process (GO): intracellular signal transduction
Source: RefSeq, a predicted model, not a curated record